UAAUUGGUUAAAAGAAAAUAUGGAGUGUCAAUGGCAUUAUUAGAGUGGCAAUAGGUUUGUUUAGCCACACACCGCAUAACACUCCUCACAAUUUCUUUUAUUAUUAUUUUUCUAUUUUUUUUUGUAUAUAUAGUAUACAUACAUACAUCAUCUUUAAUCUCUCUCUCCCAUUUCACUUUCACAAAUCACAAAACAACCCCAGAAAAACAAUAGAAAUAUUAUAACACCCCAAAAAAUACCAUAUUUGAUAUUCCUCCCCCCAUUUGGACUUUCCCCACUUCAAAGAACCUUCUUCUCUGUUUCGGUGAUUUCUUGUUCAAUUUUUCAUUCUUCCAUGGAUUUCUUCCUCCCCAAUCAAUUUUUACUCUUCCUAAUUUCCAUCAUUCUUCUCUUCAUUUCCCAUUCAUAAAUUCCUUCAAUUCACCUAAACCAAUUUAUUAUUUUUUUUUAUAAAAAAAAAAAAAAAAUCGGUUUAGAUUGAUAGAGAUUCCAUCAAAAUCAUGAGACCUCAACAGCCACCACCGCCCGCCGCCGCCGCAGCAAAAAACGCCAACCGUCGGCGGCGCCCCGACCUAACCCUCCCCCUCCCCCAACGAGACACCUCCCUCGCCGUCCCGCUCCCCCUCCCACCAAGCUCCGCCCCAUCAUCCUCCUCCUCCGGCUCCACCACCACCACCACCUUCACCCACCCCCUCGAAUACGCCGAGCUGGAUCGAAUCAGCCGAAUCGGCAGCGGCGCCGGCGGCACCGUCUACAAAGUCCUCCACCGCCCAACCAACAAGCUCUACGCGCUGAAGGUGAUCUACGGCAACCACGACGACGCCAUCCGCAUCCAGAUGUGCCGGGAAAUCCAGAUCCUCCGCGAUGUGGACAACAUCAACGUGGUGAAAUGCCACAACCUGUUCGAUCACAACGCCGAAAUCCAGGUCCUUCUCGAGUACAUGGACAAAGGCUCUCUCGAGGGGACCCACAUCCCUCACGAACCCUCCCUCUCCGAUCUCGCCCGCCAGAUUCUCGCCGGACUCUACUACCUCCACAAGCGCAAAAUCGUCCACCGAGAUAUCAAACCCUCGAAUCUCCUCAUCAAUUCCAAACGGAUCGUCAAAAUCGCCGACUUCGGUGUAUCGCGCGUCCUCGCCCAAACGAUGGACCCUUGCAAUUCCGCCGUCGGCACCAUAGCUUACAUGAGCCCCGAACGAAUCAACACCGAUCUCAACCACGGCCAGUACGACGGUUACGCCGGAGAUAUCUGGAGCUUCGGGGUCAGCAUUCUGGAGUUUUACUUGGGGAAGUUUCCGUUUUCUGUUGGGAGGCAAGGUGACUGGGCUAGUCUUAUGUGCGCCAUCUGUAUGUCUCAGCCGCCGGAGGCGCCCUCCUCCGCCAGCCGGGAGUUUAGGGAUUUUAUUGCUUGCUGCCUUCAGAGGGAACCGGCCAAGCGGUGGACGGCUGGACAGCUGUUGAGACAUCCCUUCAUUUUGCAGUAUGUUUCUCCGGGGAGUAAUGGUAGCGGCGGCAGCGGCGGUAAUUCGCUGCAGCAUCAGUCUCAUCAGCUAUUGCCGCCACCGCCUCGUCAGCAUUCGGCUUGAUAUUGCUACAUUAGAUGGAAUUAUCCAUUUUCUUUUUCUUGGUCCUCUUUUUUUCUUUUAUAUGUUGAAAUUUUUUAUCCGGUUGAACUUUGUGCAACUUUUAUGAUGGUGGUGGUGGUAGUGGACCGGUGGUGCCGUGGUGGUGGUGGUGAAUGAUUAUGGUUGUUUAGGGGAAAAGGGAAGCGGUAAUGAAUGAAUUCUUGGUAUUUUUUUUUUUUUUUGUAAGGCCAAAAUGUAGUUUCGGAUUUCAUGAGCAAUCGAUCAAUCUAGAAAUUUUAUCAAUCGUGUAUAAUGGUCGAUAAAUGAAUGAAUUUUUACUUUUAUGGGAUCA
Erythranthe guttata (spotted monkey flower) is the source of this 1917-nucleotide messenger RNA. RefSeq names its product mitogen-activated protein kinase kinase 5. Gene Ontology annotation, molecular function: protein serine/threonine kinase activity; ATP binding. Lineage: Eukaryota; Viridiplantae; Streptophyta; Magnoliopsida; Lamiales; Phrymaceae. The record is from RefSeq and is a predicted model, not a curated record. Gene Ontology annotation, biological process: protein phosphorylation. Gene Ontology annotation, cellular component: cytoplasm.